AUGUCGAUAUCUGUUUCGGAUACUCCCAGUAAACCUUCUUUUCUGAUCAGCGAUAUUCUGGGGGAUCAUGUUGGAAACUCGAGACAGCAUCACAAGUGUCAUCCCUCCACAUCCACAAUCGCUUCAACAACGGCGACAUUAUCACCGGCUUCAAUCACAACAACAGCAACAUUGACAAGUACAUCUUCACCGUCCCAGCAUCUAUCCGCGUUUCUUAGCUUCUCCUCAACCGGUUUAUCCUCAAUCCAGUCUCAAAAUUUAAUCGGGGGUCCGAUUGCCGCAUCUUCUCCCUCGCUGACAUUAGCUCAAUCGGAUUUGUUAGAUACAAGUCCAUCAAGUACCUUUUCGCAAACUUCAACAUUCACACCUUUUUCAUCCGUUUCCCACAUCAAACGUCGUUUGGACGCCAUUCUCAGUACCGGAAACUGUACAACAUACUUCUCCGUCCCUGGGAAUCAAUUAAAUUCAGAAACCAGUAACACAGAGUUUCACAGUUCAAAUCCGGACGGUAAUUCGAAUGUUCAAACAGUCGGGCGAAAUGCUGUGGUCGGAGUUUGCUUCCGGCCAACUUUGACGUCAUUAACGCAGACGCCGCCAUCGGUUUGUACUUCGUCUCCGGACACUGUUGGAGGUCGUUGGAUUGAGAGUGACCGAAGGUCAAGUUCGGAUUCGAACCUAUUAGACGAUGAGGUUGAUGUUGUGCAAAUUAGGGAUGUUUGCCUUGAUAACAACCUUGAAGGUAGGUACAGCAAUUUUUCUUGUUUUUUUUUCGGUUCAAAACAUGCUCUCAAAGAAACACACCUCAUUACUUUUGACCGGUACACUGACAAACUCGUAAAUUUCUGA
This is a messenger RNA of Acanthosepion pharaonis, 846 nucleotides long. Lineage: Eukaryota; Metazoa; Mollusca; Cephalopoda; Sepiida; Sepiidae. The record is from the annotation of a GenBank genome assembly.